This is a messenger RNA of Microbotryum saponariae, 2864 nucleotides long. NCBI's taxonomy places the organism in Eukaryota, Fungi, Basidiomycota, Microbotryomycetes, Microbotryales, Microbotryaceae. The record is from the annotation of a GenBank genome assembly.
AUGGUCCCGCGGCCAGCGCCAUGGGUCCAAGGUCGCAAGUUUGGGAUCGUCAUCGAUGCCGGCUCGUCUGGAUCCCGAGUGCAGGUCUACAGUUGGAUCGACCCAACCAUCGCCAAGCAACAGCGUAAAGCCGAGAGAAAGACGCUCGAGGUGCUCAACAAGGUUGACAAGGGGGUUGAAAGUGGAGAUGGGUGGCAUAUCAAGGUCGAACCAGGUACGUGCUGGUCGAUUCUGAGCAGCAAAUCUCGCCUCGGCGCUGACUCGACUUCGAACCCACACACACAUCGGCAAUAGGCAUCUCUACCUUUGGGGAAACGCCAGGUCAAGUCGGUGAUUACCUCAAACCUCUGAUCGAGUUCGCUAAGACACUUGUCCCGGCAAGCCAACUCGAUUCGACGCCGAUCUACCUCCUCGCCACGGCGGGCAUGCGAUUGCUGCCUCGCGACCAGCAACGCGCCGUGCUCGACUCGACAUGCGCCUAUCUUCAAACAUAUCCUUUCAAGGUUGACGAAUGCGACCAACAGGUUCGGAUCAUUACAGGAGAGGAGGAAGGUUUGUACGGAUGGGUCGCCGUCAAUUAUCUCAUGGAUGGUUUCGACACCCAUGAUCACGCGGCGAAGUUGGGCCACAAACACUCUUCGACGUACGGCUUCCUCGACAUGGGUGGUGCAUCGACACAAAUCGCUUUCGAGCCGGCUGAAAAGGAACAAAUCGCCCAUCGCGAUAAUCUGCUCGAUGUCAAUCUCAUGCUCCUCAGUGGCCGGACAGUGUCCCAUCCCGUCUUCGUCACGACAUGGCUCGGCUUCGGAACGAAUCAAGCGAGAAACAGAUACAUCGAUGCUACGAUCAAGAGCCACAUUCGGAUAGCGGACAAGAACGACGAACCUCAUCCGAGCAAAGCUCUCGACGCCGAAGGGUUGGGGUCGGAGCGACCUAUCGUCAUUGUCGAGGACCCAUGCUUGCCCAAAAACCUCUUGCUUCGGGAAACACGGCAUUCUGGCUAUACGCUCAAAGGGACGGGCGAUUUCGCCGCUUGUGUGCGGCAGACGGGCCCGUUGUUGAACAAGGAGGUCGAAUGCCUCGACCAGCCGUGCCUUUUCAACGGCGUGCACGUGCCACCGAUCGAUUUCUCGGUCAAUCACUUUAUCGGCAUCUCGGAAUAUUUCUACUCGACCCAUGACGUGUGGGCGCUCGGAGGGAUGUACGACUACGUCGAAUUUGAGAAGAACGCGAUCGAGUACUGCGCGCGGGAGUGGGAUGAGAUCAUGGCCGACCACAAAUCGGGCAAGAAGUGGAAGCAAGGGGUGCAGUUGACGCGGUUGGAGACGCAGUGCUUCAAGGCCGCUUGGGUCGUCAACAUCCUUCAUGAAGGGAUUGGGAUACCGCGGAUCAUCGAUCAAGGUGGUGAGGGGGAUGGCAAGAACAUGACGGACAAGGUCAUCAGCAAGACCAUCGACAAGGGGCUCGCAUCCCAGCCUUCGUUCCAAAGUCUCAACGCCGUCGGCGACGUCGCCGUCAGCUGGACAUUAGGCAAGAUGGUGCUCGAAGUCGCGCGCGGAUCGACUCAAGCACCGACGAUCAACCCUAAACGACCUCACUCCCUCGACUGGGCCAAACCGCGGAUACCGUCGUGGGCUAAUGGGGACGUCAGGUCGACGCUGGCGGGGAUCAAGGAGGACCCUCUUCCUCUCGUCGGGGCCUCGCUCAUCUUGUUCGCAUUGUGGUUCGUGCUCUGUUCGAAGUGCGGUAUUCGCAAGCGUGUGCCUCUCGUCGGGGUGUGUUUUUCGUCGAAGCGAAGAAACGACUUCAAUGCCGUGCCAAGCGACGAUCCUGGCUUCAACAGUGGAGACUCUGGGAGCGGCUCAAGUCGGUCACCACCGCGCGGAUCCCAAUCGCGACGCACGAAAUCCAACUCGUUCGCCCAAAAAACGUGGUUUCCUUUCCGCUACCCGCUUUUGCGAGCUUCCUCCGCAGUACAAUCGCUGUUCCGCUUAUCUCGGAACGGUACAGGGUCGUUGCUCCCGACUUUGCGCAGCGGCAAUGGGAAUGGAAACGGCAACAUUCACGAGAUGCGACCUCGUCCUCCUCGGUCCAACAAGCCGGCGCCCUUCAUGCGAGCCGGCACGGCGUCGAAUGGCACUCCGCAAACCCAGGCGGGCUGGAACGACGUCCCCGAGCGCAAAAACUCGACCCCCGUUGGCGCCUCCUCGCACGCUCUCUUACCCCCCCUGGUUCGAUCAGGAUCAGGAAGCGUCCUAACCUCGCGUCAGCUGUCGGCCUCGCCACCCCCUUUGACAAUCGUCAUCCCCGCCUCUCCACUUGCGACCCCGGCACCGGAAACACCGCCAAACGGGGUGUUUCCCAAUUCGCGACCGACAACACCUUCUUCGCAUCGUACCAGCAACGGUCUGUCCAAGCUCACGGCGCGCUCCAACACCUAUACUCGCGAACGAGGCACCUCGGACGAUUUCUCCACUCUCGUCGGCAAUGGCGUCCUGACGCCUUCGGCCAUUUCUCCAUCGCGCAACCGGUACUUUGCGAUCUCUGAUAACCCUUACGGAGCGACUUCGACGCCUCCCUGCGGAGCAGCUCUGCUAUCUUCAACGACUUCGAACCAAUCGAUGGGACCGAGCAAUUUGGCGAACGCGGUAUGGGAAUCGCUCGGCAGUGGUAGGAUACCGUCUUCGAGUACAGCAGAAGAAGUCCCCGGCACGAACAACUACGUCGGCGCAGGAGCUAGCAGUUGGAACGCUUCUGUUGGCGGAGGUAUGGCUAAGUUGAGGGCGAGCAAGAGUCAGAACGGGAGUCAGGUCAACCUGAAUGCGUUGGCGAGUAGUUCGAACGCUCAAGGGACUGGUCGAUGA